Amphibalanus amphitrite is the source of this 1718-nucleotide messenger RNA. Its product is annotated as mitochondrial genome maintenance exonuclease 1-like. The coding region runs from base 97 to 1266 and encodes 389 amino acids. The record is from RefSeq and is a predicted model, not a curated record. Gene Ontology annotation, biological process: mitochondrial DNA replication. Gene Ontology annotation, cellular component: mitochondrion. Gene Ontology annotation, molecular function: single-stranded DNA exodeoxyribonuclease activity. NCBI's taxonomy places the organism in Eukaryota, Metazoa, Arthropoda, Thecostraca, Balanomorpha, Balanidae. The transcript is spliced from 5 exons.
GAAUGUUUGUUUUAGAGUGUUGUAUUGAAUUUUUCAUCAGUCAUGAGUCAAUAUAAUAUUUGAGGAAGGUACCAACAAAAAUCCCAGUAAGCACUAAUGGCCAUGGGGCAAAGUCUGCAGCUCUGUCAGGCACAAAGGAAACUCCUGCAGCUUCUCAGUCCGUUUUUGCACAAGCCCAGCCUGUUUUGCAAACAGCUCUGCCUCGGUGCCAAUGUGGCAGCCGCUCGCCGGAACCUGCCCCGCUACCGGUACGAGCUGGAGAACCGUCUGCUGUUCGGACGGGUGGUGCGGACUCCAAGCGGCGCGCCCGCUGAGCGGGAGGCUGACCCGCCCGCUGGUGUUACCGUUGUCUCCGAGAGGGGGUUUCCGGAGGGCAGUGUGGGCGUGUCGGUCCGCCCCCGGUCCCGACGCACCUCUGCUUCGGCCACCUCUUCUACCAGCACCGCCUCCCCAAAACCCUCCGCCGCCACCGUCCCUGAACCAGCUGCCACCUCCUCCACUACCGGUCCCUCCGCCACCUCCAGCGCCACCCCCAGGUCCCGCAGUACGCUCCUGGGCACCUCGAGCGCCGCUGUUCCCCCGGUCAGCUAUAUGUACUCCACCGAGGAGCCCCCGACUGACGCGCACAUGGAGAGGCCAGCGACGCCGCUGCCCAGCGUCAGCCGCGUCCUGCAGGCUACAAUGAGUGAGGAGAGUCGCGCGGCGCUCCGCCGCUGGGAGGAGGCCAUGAUAGCCCGGCACGGGCCGGACGGAUUCGCACAGAUCAAGGAAGCCAUGUUCUCUGUGGGCCGGGAGCUGCACGCGGCCAUCCACCGUCACCUGCUGGGCUCCGCUCCCGAGGCGCCCCUCUCGCCGGCCGCUGACGGGUUCUGGCGCAGCGUGCGGCCGGCCCUGCGGCACGUGGACGGAGCCGGUCUGCUGGCCGCCGAGCGGCCGCUACGGCACACCCAGCUCGGCUACCAGGGCGUGGUCGACUGCGUGGCACCCUUCCGGUCUUGCCCGAUGGUGAUCGAAUGGAAGACUGCCCGGCGACCCAAGUACAGCGUCCGAGAACUAUACGAUAACCCUGUGCAGGCGGCUGCCUAUCUGGGCGCCUAUAACUACACCCACAGAGACGCCCAGGUGGACCGGGCAGCCGUGGUGGUGGCCUACGAGUCGGGCCGACCGGCCACCGUCCACGUGCUCUCCCCGGCCGAGUGUCGCCGCCACUGGGCCGCCUGGCUGCAGCGGCUGCUCCAGUACAGGCGAGAGACGGACGUGAUCUGAGGCGUCUGCGGCUGCUAUAAUACAGACGGGAGACAGACGUGGUCUAGGGCGCCACUGGGCCGCCUGGCUGCAGCGGAGUCAGUACAGACUCCGCUGCAGAAGUCAGUACAGACGAGAAACGGACGUGGCGUAGGGCGUCUGAUGUCCGAUAAAUUGACGUCGCACUUAUGGGAGGUGGACGCAGACGCGGAUCUACGCUUGCGAAGUACAAUCCUGGUGCUGUGAAGUUCCUUCAGCUUGUACGCCGAUGUCGUACGGUGAUGCUUCCUAGAGGAGACGCUGUUGUGGAAUGAGGAUACGGAGCGGUUUGCGCUGUGCUCCUCAGGGGAGUAGGCGAUACUGUGAUAUCGGCCGGUGAUGCCGUUUUGUGGUAGAUUAUGUCCAUUACAUCAUUUUUUUCGAAUUCAGAAAGAGUACAAAUAUUGCCAUCAAUAAUACAUGCAUUGACCUUA